AUGGCACCUAUGAAGGUCCUCGUCUGCGGCGGCGGUUGCGCAGGGCCUGCACUUGCUUACUGGUUAACGCGCAGUGGUCAUCAAGUCACCAUCAUCGAACGUUUCCCAGCCCUUAGGGCCACAGGUGCCCAAAUUGAUAUUCGUGGCCAAGGGAUUGUGACAGCCAAACGCAUGGGGCUACUGGAUACGAUCCGCAGUAAGCUUGUUGAUGAAGAGGGAGUAGCCUUAGUCGACUCGGAAGGCAACAUCAGAGCAACCGUUUUGGCCAACAAGUCUGGGAAAGGUGCUCAGUCUCUCACAUCUGAGUUCGAAAUUAUGCGUGGUGAUCUUGUGCGUAUUCUUUACGACGCGACAAAGGAUAAUGUGAAGUAUAUAUUCGAUACUUCGGUCGAUCAUUUCGAGCAAGACGAGCAGAAGGUGACUGUCUACUUCUCCAAUGGCCCUUCCCAAACAUUUGAUCUCCUCGUCGGAGCAGACGGCCAGGGCUCGCGCAUUCGUCAAGCCAUCAUGCCUCCUAAUGCUCCAGAUCCUUAUCGACGACUGGGGAUCCAUAUCGCCUACUGGUUCAUCCCGCGCAUUGAAAGCGACAACAAUAUCCGCAGAACAUACCAGAGCCCGGGCGGUCGAAUGAUCAUGCGUCGAAGCCACAACCCAGCAGAAACGCAGGUAUACUUCUUCCUCAGAGACGAUGCUCUUGAAUUCUCGAGUAUUCACAAAGCCUCGGUGGAACAACAAAAGGAUUUCUGGACUCAAAGGUUCCGUGGCGCCGGCUGGGAAACUGAUCGGUUUUUGGAAGGCAUGAAGACGACAAACAACUGGUACUGCCAAGAGGCUGUCCAAGUGCAAACGGAGACAUGGCAUAAAGGCCGAGUCGUUCUUCUGGGAGACGCUGCCCACUGCCCGUCGCCAUUCAGCGGUAUGGGUACCACUGCUAGCCUUGUUGGUGCUUACGUCUUGGCUGGCGAGAUCGAUCGAAAUUUGGAGAAUCUCCCUCAGGCCUUUAAAAACUAUGACAAGACCCUCCGGCCAUUCAUACAUGAGGUACAGAAUGUGAAACCUGCGUUGUUGAAACUGGGAAUGCCGGAGACAUGGUGGGGAAUCGCCAUUCUACGAUUCAUCUUUGAGAUACUAUGCUUCCUCCGUAUUCCCGAGUUGAUGUCAAUGUUUGCAAAGGAGAGGGACGGUGAUUGGAAGCUACCAGAUUACUCUGAAUUAGAGGCAUUCAAGGAGUAG
Molecule: messenger RNA, 1233 nt
Organism: Penicillium atrosanguineum
Lineage: Eukaryota; Fungi; Ascomycota; Eurotiomycetes; Eurotiales; Aspergillaceae
Exons: 1
Coding region: 1-1233 (410 amino acids)
Molecular function (GO): FAD binding
Source: RefSeq, a predicted model, not a curated record